Messenger RNA from Spizellomyces punctatus DAOM BR117, 3084 nucleotides. RefSeq lists its product as uncharacterized. Gene Ontology annotation, molecular function: metallopeptidase activity; RNA polymerase II general transcription initiation factor activity; transcription cis-regulatory region binding. The transcript has 21 exons. Gene Ontology annotation, cellular component: transcription factor TFIID complex. Lineage: Eukaryota; Fungi; Chytridiomycota; Chytridiomycetes; Spizellomycetales; Spizellomycetaceae. The record is from RefSeq and is a predicted model, not a curated record. Bases 1 to 3084 code for a protein of 1027 amino acids. Gene Ontology annotation, biological process: transcription initiation at RNA polymerase II promoter.
AUGACUUCCUCGUCAGUAUGCAUCUAUUUGCCUGUUCUUAUCGAUUUUGUACCUGGAAUUUUAGAGAUCCUGAAAGUCCUUGUGAAUGAAGUUGAGACAAAAUACGUUUACGAUGAUCCCCUCACUCCAGUCGUUCCACCUUCGUCCCGAAAAACUGCGUACCAUCAUCCAGAAUACAGGCAACACUAUACCUAUGCACUCCAAGAAUCUGAUGAAGGCGAACUGGUGAUAGAUAUUCCAGAACAGGUGCCCAUUAUCCAGGUUCAAGUAACCUUCAUAUUGACUGAGCCCAGAUCAGGGCUUCACUUUGUUCUUCCUGAUGCACUUGUAACGCCAGACAGAUACCCUCAAUUAUACUCGAAUAACCAAACCUCAAGUGCUCGCUUAUGGAUACCUUGUAUUGACCGAUAUCAAGAACGUUGUACGUGGGAUAUACAGUGUAGACUGGGUGACAGAGAGAUGCUCGUUCUUUGUAGCGGGGAGUUGGAUGAGCAAGUGCUACAUCCUGUGGAUGCCACGAAAAAGAUAUCCAGUUACGUGCUAAGCAAUCCAGUUUGUCCUGCAAGUAUAAUGCUUGCGAUUGGACCCUUCGACACUUUUAUCCGGGACCAUGAUAUUAGCGAUGGAGGGUACGCCUUUUGCUUGCCAGGGAGACGUGAGCAGUUGGAGUAUACGACCAGUUUUGUAGCCCAGGCGUUAGCUUUUUUUGAACAGUAUCUGGGAGUACCGUUCCCUUUUGGUUCAUAUAAGCAAGUUUUUCUUGAAGACACCUACAACCCUGCGGCUGUCGGUGCAACUCUGGCUGUGUUUAGUUCUCACCUUCUGCUGGAAGAUAAUAUAAUUGAUCAAACGUAUGAGACCAUGCGGCUGCUGUGUCGAGCACUCGUCACCCAAUGGUUCGGGCACUACAUUGUGCCGAAAACAUGGGCUGAUACGUGGUUGACUGUUGGUUUAACCAACUAUAUUGUGGGGCUGUUUCUGGAGAGAUUUUUGGGCAAAAAUGAGUAUAAAUUUCGACUUAAAAAGGACAUGCAAAGAGUAUGCGAGUUAGAUGUCAAUCAGCCACCAGUUUAUCCGACCACUCAUUUCCAUCCGGACGAUGAUUGGGCAUCAGUACGAUCCGAGUUUCUGUCACUGAAGUCUCCGAUAAUUCUGUAUAUGCUCGAACGACGCAUGGGCAAGGGGAUGCUGCAAAAAAUGGUCAACAAAAUUUUGCUCAGCGCAGCUGCUGGGGAACUACCCAAUGGUCUUAGUACACAUCAUUUUCUCAGAGUAGCCAGGAAACUCACGGGGAAGUUGGAGCUGAAGACCUUUGCCGAUCAAUGGAUAUACGGUAGCGGAUGUCCACGAUUCUCUUUCAAGUAUAAUUUCAACCGGAAGAAGAUGAUGGUGGAGUUCAAGUUCCGUCAAGAGAACACGAAUGGUGGCAUUGUUGGAAGCACUCCAAAGUUCACGGGUCCUUUCACAAUACGAAUACAUGAGCCUGGUGGAACUUACGAUACUGAAGUCCACAUUGACGACUUGGAAAAACAAUAUGACAUUCAAUAUCAUACGAAGUAUAAACGUAUUCGACGAAAACCUAUUACCGCGAAAUCGAAGAAGGGCACAGAGGCUGGCGGGACUGAGGAAGGAACGCACGAUGUAACAAGAACUGAAGAGGGACGGAUAGAAUGGAUUGACGAGGAACCUGAGAGAUUGACGUUCGAGUGGAUUCGCCUUGACCCUGAUAACCAAUGGCUUUGUAUAAAGAUAUUUGAGCAGUCGGACUACAUGUGGGCAGCCCAGUUACAGAAAGAUCGAGAUGUGAACGCGCAAUACGAGGCCAUUGAGGCACUGGAUCACUUACCUUCCCAAGGCACUUGUGCGGUCUUGAGUGAUUUUGUCGGAGAUACAACCGCGUAUUACGGCCUGCGGAUGGAAGCCGCGUGCGCGCUGGCAAGGUGUACAUCAGAGCACAGAGGUGCUCUCGGUGUGAGAUCACUAUUAGAUACUUUUCGGGAGAAGUUCUGUUUCGGUGAUGCAAAUGACCCCGACGCAGUACUGCCAAAGAGCAACGAUUUUACGGAGAUGCAGGAGUAUUUUGUUAAGAAGGCGUUGAUUUCGGCGAUUGCUGCUGUUCGAGAGUUAGACGACAUAGCGCCCAUUCAAUGUCGACGAUUUCUCCUGGCCCUGUUAAAAUUCAAUGAUAAUACCGGCAAUUCCUUUUCGGAUAACUACUUUGUAGCAAACCUGAUAGUCGCAGUUGGAAAUUCAUUUCUGCCUACUGCCAGACAAGAUCUGUCGGCCGCGAUGGGAAGCACGAGUGCUACAGCAGCGAAUAUACCCUUGUUCAGGGAAGCACUCCGCGAAGUUCACCGUUAUCGAAACCUGGACCGGUUAAUGCCGUCAUAUCAUAACGCAGUGACCGCCGCGUGUUUGGAGACAUUGCUGAAGUGGAUGCUUGCUACUCUUAUACCGGUCGAUAUGCCUCUAUUCCUUCAGCACGCAAGAUAUGGCAACUUCCUGUACGUACGGAUCAUAGCGAUCGAUGCCCUUUUAGUUCUGGGCGGGCUUUCCAUACCCGAAAUUGCUCAAUGGUUGCUAAGACUGGUCGCGGACGAUCCGGCCCCCUAUAUUCGGUAUCAUGUGGCGAAAGCACUGACUGAAUUUAUUGGGGUCAUCACUGGAGAGACCAAAGGGUCUAUAACGUCAACUCCAGGGAAUGCCGGAGUGCUCCUAAACAGCGGCGUUCUAGCCAAUGGCCACGGUAACCGCCAAAAUGUCUGGGAGCAUAUGAGAUUCAACCUUUCUCAAAGACAAGACAUAGCGAAGACAGUGUGGCAUUUGAUGAAUUCCAAUGAGACCCUCGAUCACCGGGUGCGCACGUAUCUUCUGCGAUUUUGCGAAUAUUUGUACGAUCCAGCUCCAGAAGAACCAUUAGCAGCUAGUAGUGGCCCACCAGUACCCAAAUUGAGGAUCAAAAUGCCUUCGAAGCCGGCAGACGAUAGCGCGAGUGAUGAAGAAGCUCCACCUGCGGUGAAGAAGGUUACAAUCAAAAAUGGUAUGUUGAUGAAGGUAAUCCACAUUGGAGAUCAAGAUAAAUGA